Molecule: messenger RNA, 5932 nt
Organism: Babesia bigemina
Lineage: Eukaryota; Apicomplexa; Aconoidasida; Piroplasmida; Babesiidae
Exons: 2
Source: RefSeq, a predicted model, not a curated record
AUGACCUCUUUAAACCAUUAUUAUAACUUGCUGAUACUGCCCAUUCUCUUACUGACGAUGCUACUAAAAGAGCCUUGCAGGACAUUGACUCCAAGCUUGUUAGCCUUGAGUGAGAGUGUUAAGAAAGCUGUCAAGAAUGCUAUUAUCGCUGUUUUCGACAUUUAUCCGCACCUUAAAAAUGACCUAAAUGAUGUUUACAAUUCUCAUGUUACUACCCUUUCUGUGUCUGACAACUCUGCUGACCAGGCUGGUGACACCGCGAAAAUUAGUGAGCUUAAUAAGCAAGUAAAGAAAGAAAUUACUGAAACUGAACAGCGUAUUAAGAGCCUUAAUAACCAUCUUACUUCUUCUCCUUCUUCCCCCUCUUCCUCUGCUGACCCAGCCAAAUUGCACUCCAAGUUGGAGGCUUUGAAGAAAGUGAAGGAACUUUGUGAAAUUUUGACUAAUCUUAAUAAUCAUCCAAAUGAGCCUAAAAAGCUCUUAGAGAAUCUUUGUGACGGUCUCGAGACUUUCCUCGGCUUCGACUCUGACUCCAAAGGCUACGACGGCCAGGGGAUUGUCUACUCUGACUUGGACAGGCUGUGUGACGGGGUGAUGGGAUUUUUGAGUGGAGUGCUUGGUGCGGUGAAGGAGGAUGAAAAUCUCAAAAAAUAUUCAAAAGAACUAGAACAAGCUAUUGAACAACUUAAAAACAAAAACGGAAAAUCCGAGCUCAAUAAUGCUCUGCCUACUGUGACUCAGGGCAUUGCAGAUUAUGUUCGUAUGUUCAAUGAGGACAGUGAGGGGUUUAAAAGAGAGUUAAAUAACCUGAAUAGCAAUCAUAUUAGCAAAUUUAACGGUGUGCUUGAGUCUCUUAAGGGUGCCAGAACAGAUGAAAAGGGGCACGUUGCGAAGCAUUUGAGGAGUUGCGUUAGAGCGGCCGGCAAGCUGUACGCCCAGAUGUCGUCGGUUGAAGAUACAUUUAAACAGCUUGAUGACAGCCUUCAGAAUAAGUUGAAAGAUGAUUAUUACAGCAUUAAACUCGGCAUCGAGGAAUUCGCUGCCGCAUCCAAUAACUCUGAGCUCUACGAUGUGUUGACUUUGACAGAGGAUAAAUUUGACGAGCUGAAAAAGCGGAUUGCAGAAACUGCAGUAAAAGCUAACUUCAAAGUCAAGCAUGCUAUGGAGCAUUGUAAUGCUCGCAUUUUUUCUGAGAUUGGAAAGGUUGAAGGAAAAUUACAAGAAGCACAGAUGGCUCUCAAAAAUUGGAUCGAGCUGGCCGAGCACGUGUUGACUGAAGCCAUCAGAGUUGCUGAGAAAGUUCACAAAGAUCUGAAUGCUGAACCGAAUGAUGACGGAAGGAAGAGCACCCUUGCUCAUCUAAUGGACGAAAUUAACACAGCGAAUGAAGCACUGAAAAAAGCCAACGGAGUACUUGGCAGUCAUCUAGUAGGCUUGGAGGGAUGUAUUGACGAUGUGGAUAAAUACCGUAAAGAAGCUGAGAAGAAGGCAAUGGCUGCAUUAGAAAUGGUGAAUGGAGGGAACAAUAAACUGAAGGAUGAUAUUAGUACAACUGUCAAUAAUUUAAAGUCGAAAACUGAUUGGCUAAAGGACAAGUAUGAAACUGCAAAACACAAAAUUGGAGAGGCCAAGGUAGCCGCAGCCGCAACGCUACAGGAAUUGGACACUAAAAUCCAACAAGAUCUAAAUACUUUGAAGCUGAAUAUUGUUGGAGAGAUGACGAGUCACGUUAAGACCAAGAUUUUAAGCAAAAUACAACAGGAUAUAACAAUUCUCGUCGAGGGAAAGAGCGGAAAUGGUCUAAAACAGAUUAUGGAGGACGUGAAUAAAUAUGUUAAGAAGUUCCAAAACAAAGACACAUUUGGUCGAGAUGUCAUGCAGAUGUGGAUUGCCGAUGUUUUGCAGAAUAAUGGUACGGUGAAUAAGCGACUUCAGAGGUAUGUGGAAGGUAAGUCAGCUAGAUUAACUGGUAAAUUCAGCAUACCGGAAAACUUGAGUGCUGCAAUUAGAAGUAAGAUUAUAGAGAAGUUUGUGAAUGAUGUAUACGAUCAAGUUACAAAGCGUAACCCUAUAAAGGUCACCGGAGAUGCAAAACAUGAUUUGGAACAAAUGCAGCAAUUUUUGAAUGUGUAUGCAGCGGAACUUCAUAAGACCAUCAAUGAUGAUAAAAUUAGUAACAUCUACAUUGCAAUAAAAGAUGAUCCGAAUUGGGUGACAUCUCGCAUCGCCGACGACAAUAAGGAUCUCAGACACUCGAUCCAUCCCAUCCUGUCCGAACUGAUUGAGAAAUGUAGGAGGACUUCCAUUGAGCUGAAUUUGUUGAUCGGAGACAGCGUCGGCGGGCCGAACAUAAAUAAUGUCAAAAGCGCACUAGAAAUUGCUACUGAGCUUACCAGUAGACUCGUGAAAGGUAUUGGUGAUAACUCCGACGGCGGUGAGUUUGCGGAUCAAGUUAAUGCAAUUGAUGGGAAAGUUGAAGUCCAGUUUAAGGGGGCUAAUAAAACGCCCGCUAACGUUGCAGUGCUAAUGAAAAAUUACACAGGCGAACCACGAAUUGGAGCCACUGACGGUGGAGGUAAAAAGAAACUUGAAAAACAGAUACAAGAGAUCGACAAAGAUAUGGAUGUUCUCAAAGUAAUCGAUUAUAGAAAAUACGGCAGGGGAACCGACAUCAAUGGUGAAAUUACCAAGCUACACGGCGCCAUCACCGAUGCCCUGGACAAUUUCACGGACACACUCAAACGGUUGCUGAUAACUGACGAACUAGGCACUAGUCAAGGAAGCCUAGGCGUCAUGAAUGUAUUGAAAGCUAUGGUUAUUAAGAUCGGAAAAGAUAUUAAUGGUGAGGAACGAAGCCUAAGUGCUAUUAAAGGAAAAAUCAGUAGUCUGCAAAAAGGCGAGCUUCAAUGCCAAUCCGAUGCAAUUAGUAAAGUUAUGGAAUGCCUCAAAGUUGAAUUAGGUGAAAUUAAAACCAAAUUGCGAGGUCACAAAAAUGGAAAUGAUGGCGUUAUUAACAGAUUGGCAGAUUUGAAAGACAGUGGUAUUUUUGGUAAUCAGGAGACGUGGGCAAUCGAUGGUAAGAAAGCCCAGAUCCUCACUAUCAUCCAUAAAUGUUUUCUAAAUCUGGAGAAAGCAGACAUGAUGAGAUUGAAGAAAGAAGUUAACAGAAUACUAAUUGAAACCGAGCAAGAGGCUACGGAGUAUAUUGAAGGUGUCCAAUCAAUGUUCGAAAAGCAUAUUAAUAAUCACGAAGAAUCAAUUAGAGAAACUGCAAAAAAGCGGUAUCACGCAAAACUUAAAGGUCUCCAUGAUACUUUGAAAUCCACAUUCGCCACCCACAACCAAAAAAUCAUCGCCGCAGUUCAAACCGACCAAGACUCCGGAAUCAAGAAGUUGAUGAAGACGCUCAAUGUUAAUAUAAGCCAGAUUAAGACAUUAUCGAGUCAGAAUGAUCUACCAUCAAUGUCCCUCAACUCCAACAAGUUCUUCACCCCGCUCAUGGACUACAUCAAAGGCCAAGUCGCCGGCGACAGCGCACUCAAAAGCGACGUCAGGUCCAUCUCCCUCCUUUCCCAUACGCUCCUCGACGACCUCUACGCUUCGAAGCAAUUCGACGACACCUUCAGCAAAAACUUAGAAAACCUGACGACCAAAGUAACGACAUUCGCACCUAAGCAAUUUCAGAACACCCACCAUCCCGAGUUGGGAGACAUAUUGAAACGUGGAAUGAACGGUUUUGUUACGGAGUUGCAGAAGCAGUACAUAUCGCGGUAUUCGAUGGAAACGUUCGAAGACAAGUUGAUUACAACUGAUGACAAAAAAGACUCUUUAACCGAGUACGGCCGGAAGUGCUCGAAGGUGUGUCUCAGCAUAGUGCCUAUGGUGACCGACUCACUAAGUGAGCUCAAAGAGAAGCUUGACAACGAAGACGGUAAAUGGAAGAAGUACAAAAUAUAUGACGCUGAUAGUUCCCAUCACAGCCUGCAUCGGCUGUUCUUCACUGAGCAUGGGUACGAUACUGGUCUAGCUGUUAACGCCAAACAUGGAGAGUUGAAUCACCGGACGGAGUGCGAUGGUAGACGUAUUUUUGGUCAUUUAACAACCGGUAUACAUAAGUUGCUUUAUAUUAGUGAUCAGUCACAUAAAGCAUCCGAGUUAACGAACGACGAUUCCGAUGAGCUGAUAAUUCAAGUCGUUGAGGAAAAGUGCGUGUUAUUCGAUCUGUUUGCAUACCUUAAGAAAUACUUCAAGGUAUGCCACUUAAUUCACAUCGACAAACCAAGAACGCCAUGUAAUGUCUACGAAAUGCUGGUGUGGCUGACUGGGUUACCACAUCAUCAGGUUUAUGGCAAAUUGGAGGACCACAUUAGGAAAUGUUGCGUCAAGCCCGAAAAACUCAAGGAUUGGGAAUAUAACAAGCUACAAGACUACGAACUGAAACUAGAGCAGACUUCGAUGAUAACGGCUGAAGUUAUAUUGAAAACAGUUGAGAACGUCUGCACAAAUGCACCUACGCUCCUCACUACGAUCCUCGGCACCGGGGAUGAAUUAACCGUCUAUGCGUCUGACUUCUCCAACAAUGCGCUCAGGUUCACGUACCCAGCGAGCGGCGAAGAUUGCCUGCAUACGUUCUUAGACAUACUCCGCCGGCUGUGGUACGUUCUCAGAUACUUGGAAGGGCAGUGCGGUCACCCGUCAUCAAUCUACGGAUGGCGUGACUGUCAAUAUGGCAAGGCAGUCGACCACUCGAAUUGGCAGUGUGAGGACCACCCAAGAAAGCAACCAAAGUGCCAAGCAAACUGUCAACCGACGUGCAAGGCAGCGUGCCAACCAAACACCCAGGCAAACUGCCAGCCAGCUUCUCCAUUGAUGAGCUACUUCAACGAUUGCCUACCCGGACAUUUGCCUCACAGGUUGGAAUCAAUCGGUUGCAAAUCAGAGUGUAAAACGUGCUCCCCCAAAUCGAAGGGGAUGCCCUGUUUGACGCCACUUGGUUUCAGGGCUUUCUCCGGCUCUACCAAAACCGGUAAAGUGCUUUGCAAAAUACUCGAUGAAUUCCUGAAUUCCGAUGACGUUUCAUGCUUAUUUGCACUGGCGCAGAGUCCACCGGCGACAUUGGCUGAACAUUUCGGCUUUACUUUGUCGCUGGUGAAAGGGUGGUAUGCUGGUUUGACAUCGACAUACAACAACGGAUUCCAAUCAGUGUUUGCAACAUCAAUAGAUAAGCAGUCCAUUAGUCUUUACAAGGAGACCAGUACACUUACUGAUGCUCUUCGUGACGCUUACGGUAGCAGUCAGAGUAGUCAUGAGACUAAAAAGCAUAAUGAACAGCCUGCUAAAGCCGAAGAAGAAAUUAUAAGAGGUGACUUGUCAAGUCUGUCGAUGACUGUAGAAUGUCCCGGUCAGCACUGCGGUCCAUACCUUUCACCUCUCUGCAGCGACACUUAUCGUCACCUCCUCAGGAAAAAUUCCGACACUUACCUCUCCUGGUCGGUGUAUCUCCCGUGGACAUUUUGGGACCUGCUGAACAGCUUAUACAAUUCACUCUGCGCCAUCUCUUGUCAAGAUUGGGGCUGCAAAACGUGUAUGCAGGGCGAUGCCUGCAGACGAGGAAAACACGGUGACUCUCAGUCGGCUUGUAAGUGUCCCUCAUUAGUUGCUUGCAGAGGCGUGUCACCGACACUGUACAGCUAUGGAUUCAGGUUUGGCGUGCCAUGGUUGUUGGGUGAUAAAACGACGAAGAAGACGUGCUUCGACAUUCAAAAACAGUUGCAAAAUGUGCUUCAAUCGCAACAUUUCGAAGAACUGUUUAAGCAAUGUGAUGAAUUCAUUUUCACCAUCAGAGAACCCUUCAUCUGGCUCAACGUCGCCCUCUGGCUCCUCUCCUUCCUCUACCUCCUCCACAUCAUGGUCAUCCGGCUCGAACUGCUCC